UUCGCUGCUGAAAGGAAAACCUGAAGCUGUCUGGACCACCAUGGACGCCAGGCUACUUCAACCCGGCAUUAUGACACUUUUAAUUCAUUUUUACCUACAUUUCUGAACAAACAUGUCUGGGUACAAGGGACAGGAAUGGAUAGAGUUUUGUACAGACCGGUGCAUUUGUUGCUUUCGUGUAGUCGUAAGUUAACGAAGUACGCUGGUCGACUUAAUGUAGUUUGUCUACUCGGGUUAAAACCUCUCCAGGUGCCCUUAAUCAGGAGGAGCCAUUUAAGGUGUGGCGGUGAGCUCAUGGAGAAGACAUCAGACAGAGCAGCGCUGGAGGAGAGAAAAGGCCUGGUGGAGGAUGGUUGCGUGUUGAGAGGUGCAGAGGGUGGAGAAGUUGAUCCUCAGACCCCAAGGAAGAGCAGCUCCACCCGCUCAUCCCGCAAGAGUUUCCGCCUGGACUACCGGCUAGAGGAGGAAGUGACAAAGUCCUGUCGAGACAAGCAUGGCCGCUGGAUGAACCCCUGGCCCACAUGGCGGUUCCCGUCCUAUGCCACCCUGCUCAGGUUCCUGUUGUUGGAUAAAAAUCACAGCAAUGUGCCAUCCAGUAAAGAGGCUCUGGACAAUGAGCUUCCAGUGACUGAACCGUACUUUAUCCAAAAUCCAGAUCUGUCUGAGUCUGGUCCCGGUCUGAGGGUCACCUGGUUGGGUCAUGCCACAGUUCUGGUUGAAAUGGAUGGGCUUAAUAUUCUGACAGACCCCAUUUUCAGUCAGAGGGCCUCGCCAUUUCAGUUUAUGGGGCCCAAAAGGUACAGAGGGCCCCCCUGCACUGUGGAACAGCUGCCAAGGAUCGAUGCUGUGGUCAUCAGUCAUUCUCACUACGACCAUUUGGAUGUUGGGUCUGUUUCCAGCCUUAAUGAACGCUUUGGAGGGGAGCUACGCUGGUUCGUGCCCCUGGGUCUGAUGGACUGGCUGGUGAAGAUGGGCUGUGAGAACGUGAUGGAGCUGGACUGGUGGGAGGAGAAUUGUGUUCCAGGUCAUGAUGACAUUACAUUCGUUUGCACACCCUCGCAGCACUGGAGCAAACGCACAGCGCUGGAUGAUAACAAGUCUUUAUGGGGAAGCUGGUCUGUUUUAGGUCCUGAUCAUCGGUUCUUCUUUGCUGGUGAUACCGGCUACUGCUCCUCCUUCCAGGAGAUUGGACGGCGUUUUGGACCGUUUGACCUCGCAGCAAUCCCCAUUGGAGCCUACCAGCCCAGGGACAUGAUGCAGGGCCAGCAUGUAGAUCCAGAGGAGGCCGUUCAGAUUCAUCAAGACCUUCAAGCCAAACAGUCGGUGGCCAUUCACUGGGGAACCUUCGCUCUUGCCUAUGAGACACCUGAAAGUUUUGGGCUUAAGCUGACAGGUACUUGAAAGUAUCCAUAAUUCCCUCCACUUUCACUGAAAUCCCAGAUCCAUCUGAAGAGCAAGAUCCCCAAAACAUGAUGCUAAAUCUCCAUGCUUUACCAUGGGUUUGGUGUUCUCUCUCUCAUAUUCUUGAUAUGUCCAGGUAGGAGGUGGAAUGGCAAGAUUCAAGUCUUUUCUUAUGAUGAAAAAACCCUCCAAAUCUGUCUAAAGUUUGCAAAAACAUCAAGUCUCCCAAGAGCAUCUUUUUAAACGUUAUUUGACAUAAAACAAAACACUGCACAUCACCAAAAGAAAACCACACUUACAGUAAAGCAUGGUGAGGGAAACAUCAAUUAUUGGUGCUCUUUUUCUUCAGCUGAAAGGGGGGUUUUAGUUAAAGUGGAGUAGAUUAUGAACAGUUUCAAAUAAAAGCCAAAAUUUGCAAAAAAAUAAAAACCACCUUAAUCUGUAAGAAACCUGAAGACAAAGAGGAACUCAAUGACAUAAAACAGGCAUCCAUGUCUGCAAAAGCAUGGCUUCAGCAGAAGAAAACAGUGGCUUUUGCAAGGAGGAGUUUGUAAAUCUUGUCAUUUUGAGAUCGGUUAUAUUGACUGAAUUUUCUUACUAAUCCCUCCUAAUAGGUUUUUGUUUGUUUUUCAUCAGGUAUAUGCAUGUUCAUGGUCACAUUAAACAUGGAAAGGUCUGAAAUGAUACUUUUUUGCUUUCUUCUGGUACAAUUUUAAAUGUGGAAUUUGAAGUGGGUUGUGUAGACUUUUACAGGCACUGUGGCUGAAGUGGGACAGGCCAUGAAAAACCCACUUCUCAGUAUUUCCCAUUAAUUAUUGUAUUAGGACCCACAAACUAACCUUUUUUCUGUGCUCACAGUCAGCCAAUGUUUAAACUUAAGAUGUGACAGUCUGUUCAGAUCAAAGUCAUUCUAAUAAAACAUCUAGACGUGAGAAAUGUACCUCUGAACAGUGACAUCCUACAUGAGAUAAGCUGAUGUUAUCAUUAACCAUUAACAUCAACUGCGCAUACACUGAAUGAAAAUGCUCACAAUUUCGUUGUACUUGUGUACAAUGACAAUAAAGAUGCUGUUUCUGAUUAUCACUUAGGGAUG
Messenger RNA from Cheilinus undulatus (humphead wrasse), 2494 nucleotides. RefSeq names its product N-acyl phosphatidylethanolamine phospholipase D (gene napepld). NCBI's taxonomy places the organism in Eukaryota, Metazoa, Chordata, Actinopteri, Labriformes, Labridae. The record is from RefSeq and is a predicted model, not a curated record. The transcript has 10 exons. Bases 136 to 1401 code for a protein of 421 amino acids. Gene Ontology annotation, biological process: N-acylphosphatidylethanolamine metabolic process; N-acylethanolamine metabolic process. Gene Ontology annotation, molecular function: zinc ion binding; N-acylphosphatidylethanolamine-specific phospholipase D activity. Gene Ontology annotation, cellular component: membrane-bounded organelle; cytoplasm.